AUGCUCGUUUGGUCCUCUUACCUCUUAGCAGACUGGUCUGCUAAUUUCGCCGUCGGCCUCAUCUCCAAGAACCAAGGUAAAGGUUCAAAACCCGGUGACCCUCCACAGGACAAAAAGCUCAUGGCUUUAUGGGCACCAUUCUUGCUCUUGCAUCUUGGUGGACCCGACACAAUCACGGCUUUUGCGCUCGAAGACAACGCUCUUUGGCUCAGGCACGUCUUUGGUCUCGUCUUUCAGGCGAUUGCUGGUGUCUAUGUAGUUCUUCAGUCUAUCCCCAACAGCCUCUUGCUGAUAAUCAUCCUAGUGUUCGCUUCCGGGACUAUAAAGUAUCUGGAGAGGACAACGGCUUUGUACAGUGCGAGUUUGGACAAGUUUAGAGACUCUAUGGUUCAAGCACCAGAUCCAGGACCCAACUACGCCAAGCUCAUGGAGGAGUACAAGGCCAAGAAAGAGGCGAGACUGCCCACGAAGAUCAUUCUGAUCGAUGAGCCUGACAAGGAAUCCAGGCCUAAGAAGUUAGUGCAUCCAUCAAAGGCCGUGACUGAUGAAAUCAAAGAGUCAAUGCAUCAAUCAAAGUCUGGAGAAACAAAAAAGGUGGUAAGAGAAGCGUUGCACGAUCUUGAGAUUGUUCAAUAUGCUUACAAGUUCUUCAACACGUUCAAGGGACUUGUGGUCAACCUAAUCUUCAGCUUCAGGGAGCGUGACGAGAGCCUUGAGAUCUUUGAGAAUCUUUCUGAUCCAGAGGAAGCUCUGAGGAUCAUUGAGAUCGAGCUCGGUUUCCUUUACGACGCUCUGUUUACCAAAGUCGCGGUUCUCCACACCGCUAUUGGAUGUGUCUCGCGUGUUGUUGCUUCGGGUACACUUGUGGCAGCUUUCGUCCUCUUUCAUAAGAAACCACACAAAGGCAGAGAGUUUCAUGGAGCUGACGUUGUGGUUACCUACACGCUCUUCAUCGUUGGACUAGCUUUGGAUCUCAUAUCCAUCAUCCUGUUUUUGUUCUCUGACUGGACCUGUGCUGCACUGAGCAGCUUGAAAGACGACCCUGAAGAGUCUCUAUCGUCACCGUUAGAUAAAGCUUUCAACUGGUUACUUAGUUUAAGACAGUUGCGUUGGAAGCCGCAAGAAUGCCACAAAGAUGCGCAUGAGUGCACCCACAAAUGCAAGAAGCCGUGUCCCAAGGAAACUGUGGAUAAGUGUUCAAAGGACCUGCAUCACGAAGUGCUCACGACUCCGUUCUUCCUCCGGAGAUGGUGUGGAAGCAUUAACGUUUUCAACUUUCUUGCCUUUGCCACUAAAGCAAAAGUAGAGAGGAUCCACGACGCCAGAGGAAGUUUCCGCAAAAACUCAUGGAAGGUCUUUGCUUACCCAUUUGAAAAAAUUAACUUGGUCAUCCAGAAACUCAGUGGAUGGAUGGCCAAGUUGAUCAAUGUUGUGCACAAGUUGAUCAGCUUUGAGAUCAAUGAGACGUCAAGAAAACAUCCUUGGGCUCGUCGUACUAUCCACCCUCUCUAUUUCGGGUUCCUAUCCCAAAUUCCUCAUUUCAUCAAGUUCGUGUGGGAUAAGCUCAGCGACUUCUUCGACAUCUCUGAUAUGCUCGACAUGGUCUACAAGACUCUGUUUGUGCACGGAGAGCCCAUGACGAAAGAACUUUGGGUGUUUAUGUUCAAUCAGUUGAAGUACAAAUCAAAGUUUGGAGACAGUCCUGAAAACGCCAAAAGGAUAUCUCUGGCUCGAGGAGAAUGGACUCUAAGAGACAACCUGCCAGAGGAAGCAGACCGGGAGAGACUGGUGCGUUAUGUCACAGACUUUGAUUAUGAUCAGAGUCUUUUGAUGUGGCACAUCGCGACCGAGCUCUGUUACCAACAGAAAGAGACCGUCUCUAAGGAUCAUAGAUAUGAUCAUUGCAGUCACCGUGAGUACAGCAAAAUCAUCUCGGACUACAUGAUGUAUCUCCUGAUCAUGCAGCCUGGUUUAAUGUCCGAGGUUGCUGGAAUUGGGAAGAUCAGGUUCAGAGACACGUUGGCCGAAGCUGACAAGUUCUUCCACAGGAGGCAUAUCGAGGACAAGAGGAGCGUGAAGAUAGCCACGGAGACGAUUCUUGACGUUAACAGUGAGAUUGAUCCGAUGGGGGUCAAGGGAGAUAGAAGCAAGUCUGUGUUGUUUGAAGCAAGCAGGCUGGCUAAAGAGCUUAUGAAGCUGGAGGAGAAGCAUGGGAUAAGCAAAUGGAAGAUACUGAGCAAAGUGUGGGUGGAGCUGCUCUGUUAUGCGGCGUGUCAUUGCGACUCUACAGCUCACGUGGAGCAACUCAGCAGAGGAGGGGAGCUCAUCAACUUCAUUUGGCUUUUGAUGGCUCACUUUGGGCUAACGGAUCAAUUCCAGAUCAACAAGGGAGAUGCAAGAGCCAAACUUAUUAUAGGCAAGUGA
Thlaspi arvense is the source of this 2424-nucleotide messenger RNA. Lineage: Eukaryota; Viridiplantae; Streptophyta; Magnoliopsida; Brassicales; Brassicaceae. The record is from the annotation of a GenBank genome assembly.